UUAUGAGAGCAACCUUGAGCAGUGAGCACAAAAAAAUCUGUCCGUGAUUCGUUCGAUUGGAUUUUUAUUAAUCAUUCGCUUAUUGCGCGUUGCCGAUUUUGUUGCAGAAUUGACUAACACGUCAAACGAAACCCCACAGUUCUCGAAAAAAUACGAAGAAGUAAACAAGAUAAGCGGAUCCCGUGCAAUUUACCAUUAAAAACGUAAAAAUGCAGCUGCAGGCCAAAUAUUUGCUAAUAUGUCUGUUCGUCGGACUGUUUGCCUCGCACCGUUGUCAAGCGGUGGCGGGUGGCGGAGAAGAAGGAAAUGGAGUCACGACUACGACUACUGAGGCAGCCACCACUGUAACCGUGCCACCGGCACCCGAUGACAAGAAUACAACAAGCACCGAGAAGCCGAUAACAACAACAACAGCCGUGCCGCCAACAACUGCUCCAAAUACAACAACAACGGUAGCACCAAUAACAACAACCACGGAGGCAACAACAACUUCAUCGACGCCGAAACCAACACCGCCGCCCAUCACAACAACAACAACAACAACAACACCAGCUCCAAUCACUACACCGUCACCAAAUACAACCACAACCGUGGCGCCAUCCACAAGCACAACUCCGCAGCCGUCCACAACGACCACGGCCAAGCCGACGCCGGUGCCUUGCGGACAUUUCGAUGGUUCGUCGUUUAUAGGCGGCAUUGUGCUAACCUUGGGUCUGCUGGCCAUCGGACUGGUGGCCUACAAGUUCUACAAGGCACGCAAUGAGCGCAAUUACCACACUCUUUGAGCCGCCAAUGCUUUUACGUCGGCCUUUAAUGCAGCAGCCGGUGCAACAGCCGUGAACAAUCCCGCCACGGAUGCCGAACGUGUGCGCUUUGUUCAGCCAUUAAUUCCGUUGCGUUCGCCGCCAGCGCAACCGCCACCACCACCACCACCAGCAGCAGCAGCAGCAGCAGCAGUAGCACCAGCAGCAUCAUCAUACUCCUCAACUGAUCCUCAAUAUCGACAACAGCUAUUGGCCGGCGAGACAACUCAACACUCAGCUAUACAAAAUAAUUCACCAUCGGCCAGAGAUCGGCUGCUGCACACGUAAUUUAACACUCGGGGUACAAUUGUAAUACAAGAAACUAUCCAAAGAGCCCCGCGAUAAACGUAAUCUUCAAAUCUAUGCCCCAGCUCCCAUCCAAACACACUCGCACUUCAUUGUGUCAGACAAAACAUUCUUCCCUUAUCAGCUAUAUAUACAUAUACUUCUCUCUAUAUAUAUAUAUGAAUUAUAAUAUGUAAAUUUCAUAUGGCUUUUAUGAAAAACAUGAAUCACGGUUUUUGCUGCAGUCUUUAAUCAGCGAACUUUAAGCGGAUGCUCGACGCCUUAUUAAAUCGGAAUGCCCUUCAGCUUGAAACUCGGCGGAGGGAAAAGAAAAUUAAAUGAAAUCUAUAUGAUAUAUAAAUGUAUAUGUAUUUAUAUUGGAAAUAGUUUAUCUACUACAAUAACAGCAAAUUAUGUGAGACUGUCGAAGAAAUGUCGCGGUACUGAAGUGUUUUGUGGCGGAGCGCAACUAAAAUGUAAUCGGAAAUAUAGAUUUUGAUUGUAUUUACAAACAGAAACUAACAAUUUUAAUAAUAACUAAAACUCAUUUAGGGUAAACAAGAGCUAACACAUUAAGUCGUCAAAUUUAUUCCGCUUUCCAAACAAACAAACAAAACAAAAAAAAAAACACAUUUGCAUUUUUGAAUAUAUAUAUAUAUAUACUUAUUUAAAGCUGAUUAACUUUCUGAUUACCACACAUAUAUAUCUAUAUAUAAAUGUCCGUGUCAAAGUUGUUGUCAUUAUUGCAAAAGCGCGAACAAAAAAAUCGAUAGAUGCACAGAAAUUUCACAAACGAAUGUGUUUGCCUUUGGGAGUCCCCCUUCUCGAUCCCAGGCAGACGAAAAAUAGAUAGAUAUAUACGGAUAUCAGCAGCUCCAUUGGAACCAAAAGAUGAAUUGAAUACUGUGAGUUAUAUAAUAUAUCUUAUUAUAUAUAUGCGUAUGUUGAAUAUUUUGUAUUUGAAACAUGAAACAUGAACAACACAUAUGAAUUAUCUAGCCCACACUUAUUGUUGGACCUACUGGAAUCCCCCCUAAUCCUCUGUGCACAAAUUAAUCUCAUAAUUACAUCUAUAUAUAUAUAUAUAUAUAUAUAGGCUUAGUGAACAAAACUUAUUGUAUAUCCAGUAAAACUCGAAACGGCUUAUUAAAGAAAUACCUAAAGCUA
This is a messenger RNA of Drosophila virilis, 2255 nucleotides long. RefSeq names its product visgun (gene vsg). The record is from RefSeq and is a predicted model, not a curated record. Gene Ontology annotation, cellular component: cytoplasmic vesicle. Lineage: Eukaryota; Metazoa; Arthropoda; Insecta; Diptera; Drosophilidae.